AUGGCACCAACAACUAUGAUAGUUUAUCAUUGCUUUAUUUUCAUCUGGUAUUUUUUCCUUACUUACUCCCUUUUUACAGUUAAUUCCAAGGAGACGCCAGUUGGAGUUUUCUUGUAUGGUGGACAAUGGAAAUACUUGACAGUCCUUAAUGUGGUUUUGCAGACUCUUUUCUAUGCAGUGUGUUUUGUGACGGAUCUCCUGAAGCCAGCGAGUGGAAUCAGACUAGUGAAGUUCAUUGUUUCCUGCAGAGACCUCCUCUUCUCUGUUCUGGCUUUUCCGGCAUCCACAUUUGUGUUUUUAGCGUUUUGGGCACUGUACAGUUAUGAUAGGGAGUUGGUAUAUCCAGAGGGCCUGGACAGGAUCAUUCCAGUAUGGCUUAAUCACGCCAUGCACACAGCUGUGUUUCCACUUGCUGUCCUCGAAAUUGUGUCCUCUCCUCAUCAUUAUCCGGAAAAGAAAAAGGGGCUCAUCUUUUUGGGAAUAUGCUCCGUAUCUUAUUUGAGCUGGGUAAUAUGGAUUUACUUUGCUGAUGGCAAGUGGGUUUAUCCUUUUCUGGGACUACUUAGUCCACUUCAAUUUUUGAUGUUUCUGUUAGGUAGCCAGGCACUUACUGCAUUUAUCUACAUUGCUGGAGAUAGUCUCAACUAUCUUGUCUGGGGAGAUGAAGAUGGGAAGAAAAAGGAGAAUUAAAUCUUUUUUGACCUGUAAUCCAACUAGAAAGAUUAUGAAACAUCAUAAUAAAUCUGUUAAGUAUCUGGC
Molecule: messenger RNA, 759 nt
Organism: Spea bombifrons (plains spadefoot toad)
Lineage: Eukaryota; Metazoa; Chordata; Amphibia; Anura; Pelobatidae
Gene: ADTRP
Product: androgen dependent TFPI regulating protein
Exons: 6
Coding region: 1-690 (229 amino acids)
Cellular component (GO): endomembrane system; membrane
Source: RefSeq, a predicted model, not a curated record